AGUGUUUGUGUCACUGUUUAAUGGUCCAAAACCGAGUGAAGAGACUGCAGUUUUCCAACAGAAGAAAAUACAUUUAUUCUUUAUAUCAUGGCGACAAAUGUACUGUCGAUGUUACUGUCAGUUGUGUGUGUGAUCGGAUAUACGAAUUCAUGUCCUCGAAAUUGCGAGUGUUCCCAAUGGAAAGCAUUCGUUGUCUCAUGUAUGAACAUAGAUGUUAUUCCAACGUUUCCCCCAAAGACAGAAUUCUUAAGUCUCUACGAGUCAAGUCUGAUGUCAGUUCCCCAAGAUGCCUUUGCAAAUAUGGUCAAUAUCUCAAGAAUCUAUCUGUCCGUGGAUGUCUCUCUGAGCAGAUUAGAGAAGCAUUCCUUCCACAACCUGAGAAAGCUUACUCAUAUAGAAAUAAGAAACACAAGAAAUUUGACAUUCAUCCAUCCGGAGGCUUUUAGGAAUCUCCCUAAAUUACAGUAUUUAGGCUUAUUCAACACAGGCCUCACCAUCUUCCCUGUCCUGAACAAUAUCCAGGCUGAUGACUCAUACUUCCUACUAGAACUAAGCGAUAAUCCCUAUAUUGCUCAAAUUCCAGCUAACGCUUUUCUUGGCAUUACCAAUGAUUUGCUGUCAGUGAGGCUGUACAGCAAUGGCUUUACGAAAGUCCAACAUCAUGCUUUCAAUGGCACAAAGCUGGACACAGUGUACCUGCAUAGAAAUAAACUGCUGACAUGGCUGGAUGAAAGAAUGUUUGCUGGGACUAGCAGUGGGCCAAUGCUCCUUGAUAUAUCAGAAUCGGCUGUCACUUCCCUACCUACCAGAGGUUUGGAGUCACUUCGGGAACUCUGUGCUCGGAAUGUUUGGACUCUCAAAAAACUUCCACCGAUCAAGACUUUCAGACACAUGAUUACGGCAGACCUGACCUACCCCAGCCACUGCUGUGCAUUCAAAAACUUGAAGAAAAAAAGAGGGUACUUAGAGGACAUCAUAUGUAACCUAACAGCCAGGUAUAACCAACUUCAGAAGAGAUCUGUGGGAACUUUUACAAUCCCUGGCAAGCACAGCAGCAUGGAACCUGGAAUUGAAUCAGCUGAUAACCUCUUUAGAGACACCUACGACCACCAAGACUUUUACAGCAGACCGCAUUACCACACCUACUUUGGCGGGCAACCAGAUGAUGAUGUUGGCUUUGGCGAAACGCUGAAGAACCCCCAGGAAGACACCAGCCCUGAGUUUGACAGCCGCUAUGACUACAUUGUGUGUGAGGAGGGAGAGGAGAUUGCUUGUUUUCCUGCUCCUGAUGAGUUCAACCCAUGUGAGGACAUCAUGAGUUUCAGCUUUCUAAGGGUAUCUGUGUGGUUUGUCAGUUUGCUUGCUGUGUUGGGCAACCUGCUUGUACUGUUGGUGCUGCUCACCAGCCACUACAAAGUGUCAGUUUCAAGGUUUUUAAUGUGCCACCUGGCUUUUGCUGACCUGUGUAUGGGCAUUUACCUUCUGCUGAUUGCUUCUGUGGACCUCCACACACGUUCUGAAUACUAUAAUCAUGCUAUUGAUUGGCAGACAGGUCCGGGAUGCAACCUAGCUGGGUUCUUCUCUGUCUUUGCUAGUGAACUUUCAGUAUACACACUGACCACUAUUACUCUGGAACGCUGGUAUGCUAUCACAUACGCCAUGAGACUGGACCGUAAGUUGCGUCUGUCCCAUGCUUCAGUCAUAAUGCUAGUAGGCUGGAUCUUUUGCCUCUUAUUGGCUCUUAUGCCUCUCAUUGGGGUCAGCAGCUACCAGAAGGUCAGCAUUUGUCUGCCCAUGGACACCCAGACACUUGUGAACCAGAUCUACAUACUAUGUGUGCUUGUUUUUAACAUCUUGGCUUUUGUAGUUAUUUGUGCCUGUUACAUCAAGAUCUAUUGUGCUGUUCACAACCCCAGUCAUCAGUCUGCCAACAAAGACACCAACAUUGCCAAGCGCAUGGCUGUGCUCAUUUUUACAGACUUCCUCUGCAUGGCACCAAUUUCAAUUUAUGCUGUGACUGCUGCGUUGGACCACCCCCUCAUCACUGUGUCAAACUCCAAGAUCCUCUUGGUGCUCUUUUACCCUCUGAAUUCCUGCGCUAACCCUUUCUUAUAUGCCAUCUUCACAAAGGCCUUCCAAGGAGAUGUCUUUAUACUGCUCAGCAAAGUGGGUCUAUGUCAACGUCAGGCUCAGCUGUUCCGGGGUCAGACAAUAUCUUCGAAGGCAAGCAGCAGAGGAAUCACUAGACGUGAGAGGCAGCGAACUGGAGCAAAGGAUACCCCUAUUUCGCUUCUAGAUUAUCCAGGCAACCCGCCAGUCACCCAACAGCAGGAGGACAGUGAUGGGCAGGACACUUGAAACCUAUAUGUUAUUUUAGGCCACAACAACUGGAAUCCAAGAAAGUUGGAGUCAAUUAAGUUGCAAUGCAGCAAAAAAGGACAGAAAAUUAAUGAAUUACCUGAACAAUCUGCAUUAAAACAAACUGAUGAAUUUUAGGUUAUAUAUUUAAUCUAUCAUGUUACACUGGUAAUGGUAAGUGAUUGACUGUACAAUACAAUAUAGACAGUGGGCCUUGUUCACAAGCAUCAUCAAUCAAUGUGUAAAUUGCUCAUAAAUCAAUUAUUUUGUGACAGUUUGUGUUCAAUUCAAUACACUAAAAUUUAUUAAAGAAUCAUUUUAGAAUUGUUUUAAAAAUAAUUGUGUGUUUUUUGAGCCAAUUGUGAAUGGUUUAUUAAGCUGUUCAACACCACAAAAGCAGUGCCAAGUAACCCAUGUUAACUGAGUACAGUAUUUAGAAUUAUAUUUCAUGAUCAAGUUUGUAAUUCUCAAUGGCCCAACCGUGAUUAACUAUUUUAGAAUUUAAGGUUAUAAUUUACAUCCUGAACUACUAAAUUUUCUACAUAACUUCUACUGCAGUUCGUGUACAUGCAUGUUUUUUGUAAAAUAUGAGCUUGGGUGUAGAUCAUUCAAGUGUUAAACAGUUUCUAAGCUGCAAUGUAGUUGUUGUAAUCACAAAACAUCAUGUUUAGUUUAUUUAAAUUCAUGCUAUUUUAUCUUCACGUGUAACUAAAUAAAAAAGUGCCACUUUUAUGUAUUUAAUGGUGAUUAUUUGUUUAUUGUUAAAAUAUUAAUAUAAUUAUUAAUUAUUAUAAUAAAGUUAUGGGAAACAUUACGUACUGUAAGUGCUGUGACAAAUCCCGGUUAGUCUAAUGCAACUUGCAAGGUCCAUUUAUUAAUUUAUAUAUGUUUAAAUAAUAAAUAAAAAAUAAUAAAAAAGUAGAUAGAAUAGAAAAAUAAUAGAUAAAGCUUUAUUAUAUAGGGUCAAGUUUUUUUUUCAAUAAAUGAAAACAAAUGAUUUAGUUUUAAAUAAAACAAAUUAUUUUAUAUUGAGUUAUGGAUUAUUUUAUGUUACUCGUUCAACUUAUUCACCUCAGAGAAGAAAGUUUACUCAUUUAAUGUUUCUGACUUUUUAAAAGAUUGAAGAUUGUGACUAUUCUGUUCUACCAUUCAGUUGACAAGUGCAAUCACAUGCAAAUGUAAAAUAUGAGGGCGAAAUAAGAGUUACAAAAGUAAAAGAGUAAAUAGUUGUUGUGUUAGGGUCCCAUACCUGAAGUUUGCUUAGGGUCCGCAAAUCACUAGUUACAUCCUAAAUGAUGCACUAUAUACGCUGUACUCAGAUUCGUAUAGUGGAUGAAUUAAGGUUAUUUUAUCACUCAUUAAUUGAGUCUGGUUGUUCCUCCCCUUCUGCUAUGUAAUUAAUUUUGCCACAGAUGAGUGCAUAAGUAUGCUAGCUUCCAGAAGAUAUCAGAUGUUUUAAAACAUUAUCCACAUUUAAAUCUAGACUUAAAACUCAUCUGUUUAGCUAUGUUUAGCUACAUCCAAGCUGAUUGCAUUUCUGAUUAUUUUAUGCAUAAUCAUUUUCUAUUUAACUGUUUUAAAUUAAUUAUCAUAAUCAUUUAAAACAUUUUUUUUAUUUCUUGUUUUAUUGCUGUGAUUCUUUUUUUUAUGAUUCUUUACUUUCUUUUAUGUAAAACACUUUGAAUUACCAUUGUGUAUGAAAUGUGCUAUAUAAAUAGACCUACCUUGCCUUGAGGGAUUAAAUCAAGUUAUGAUUGUAUAUUAAGUGUGCACAAAGCAGGUGCAAGUGCAAGUAAAUAAAUCCACUUAAAAGUGUCACUUAUAACAAGGGCUUUUGAUGUAGUCCCUUUAACCACUGGAUUAAAAUAUCUCUCUCUCUCUUUCUCUGUCUCUUACCAACAUAAUAUGGUUGUAUUUUAUUUCUGUAAAUCAAGGGCUAGUAAAUAAAAACACAAAAACAUAAUUGGUAGGCUGGACCCUUUUGACCUCAUUGCAUGUUAAAUUAAAAUUUGAAUAAAAAUAUUGUAACUUUGCA
Molecule: messenger RNA, 4393 nt
Organism: Carassius gibelio (silver crucian carp)
Lineage: Eukaryota; Metazoa; Chordata; Actinopteri; Cypriniformes; Cyprinidae
Gene: tshr
Product: thyroid stimulating hormone receptor
Exons: 10
Coding region: 88-2358 (756 amino acids)
Biological process (GO): G protein-coupled receptor signaling pathway
Cellular component (GO): membrane
Molecular function (GO): thyroid-stimulating hormone receptor activity; protein binding
Source: RefSeq, a predicted model, not a curated record